Molecule: messenger RNA, 423 nt
Organism: Morchella importuna
Lineage: Eukaryota; Fungi; Ascomycota; Pezizomycetes; Pezizales; Morchellaceae
Exons: 1
Coding region: 1-423 (140 amino acids)
Source: RefSeq, a predicted model, not a curated record
AUGUUCUUCAACUGCAUCACCAUCUUCGCUGCUCUUCUCAUCCUCCUCGCCCCAUUCACCCAAGCAGGUGUCGCCGACUGCCGCAUGAUGACUCCUGGCGAAAACCCCAACCUCGUUGACUCUCACGACCUGUUGGCAAAGUUUAUUGCUGUCUGCCAUCUCAGCCCUCCAAGACUCCCUGCCAUGGCCACCGAAUGUCAUAAACUCAACUACAAGACUUCCGAAAUUCGCAUCUGCCCUCCCAAGAACUUGGACCGUCGCAUUUGGUCCACUCCCGUCACCCACAACUGCGACGAUCUCUUCGCCAACAUUGGAUCCAUCAUGGAGCAGUGCCACACAGUCGUCUCGACCGGUGGAAGAAUGAACCUCGGCAACGCCCAGUAUGGAUAUAUCAUCAUUACUAGGCCCGGUGGACCGAACUGA